Molecule: messenger RNA, 2106 nt
Organism: Cuscuta campestris
Lineage: Eukaryota; Viridiplantae; Streptophyta; Magnoliopsida; Solanales; Convolvulaceae
Source: the annotation of a GenBank genome assembly
CAUGCACAGUUUCAUAUGUGUGUUUUGGAAUUGAAGAGAUUUCACCCUAACUCCGCCGGGAUGGAUUUCAGGUGAUUCUCCAAAAUCUGUGCUAGCUCCCCCAAAUAUGCAAAGUCAUAAAUUUUUCACCCGUUCAGUAUUGUUGCGAUCUGCAAUGGAUGUGGUUAUUAUAUCAGAUCUCUUCCUCCUUGCCGCAGCUCCUUGUCCCAGACUGGCAUACUUUGAAGCUGAGAUUUCACUAAAUUAGAACAUCUGCUUGCAGGUAAGCAAAUAACUUUCAUGCACUUUGGGUUGACGCACUAACUUAGCACAUCUGCUUCGAGGAUUUCCCUAUUCCAGAUGUUCGAAGCUGUACAUCAGGUCCUUGGCGUCCCAUUUGGAUCGUACUUUGAGGCUGUUUGACAUCUUCUUGGCAGGGGAAUGAAGAUCUCAUUAUAGUUCAUGAUCCUCUAGAAUAUGGAAACUGUCGAUCAUCUCAAAUUGGGAGUAAAAAAGAGCUCUUUAUAGCAAAACAUUUAAAUUGUGUCAUGUUAUGUGCAUUCCUAUUACCAUUAGUAUUCUUACAAUAAUAAUGACGUGCGACUGAAAAUACAUGUGCGUAUCUGCAGAUACCAAAGUAUGGAAUAUUCGAGAAUGUGAACUCACUGAAGGAUCUAGCAAAAAUGCCACAUUGGACACCUGAGAGACCCUUGAGAGUAGCUACGGGUUUCACAUAUGCAUGGUGUACUGCAAUGUGACAUAUUCAUCUUCUUUUUCCCACAUGCAGAGUAUAUGUUAUUGUGGUCACAAUUAUUAUGUUUAAGUUUGAUGAUAUUUUUCCCUUAACAUCCUUCAUUUUUUUCAUAGAUGGGGCACUGAAGGCUACUCUAGCGAUGGGGAUAGUCGAUGCAAUUGUAGACCUUGUGAGCAGAGGAACAACUUUGGGAGAGAACAAUCUGAAAGAGAUUGCAGGUGGAGUCAUCUUGCAAAUUCAGAUGGCAUCGAAUAACACAUACAGUCAAUCCAUCAACCAGCGGUAUAUUCGCGAGAGCCAAAAACUCUCUGGGGAAAACUUUCUUAACUGGGAGAAGAACCUACGAAUCGUUGUUGACUGUGAGAGGAAACUUUACAUCCUCGAAACGGAUCCUCCCAAGACCCCUAAGGCAAAUGCUCAUGCGUUCGAACUCACUUCCUUCAAGAAGUAUGAGGACGACGCGCGAGAUGUUAAGUGUAUCAUUAUGGCAAGUAUGACCGCGGAGCUCCAAAGGCUCCACGCGGACAUGGAAGCGCGUCUUAUGAUACAAUGCUUAAGAGACCUAUUACAGGGUCACCCCAAAAACUCGGGUAUUUACGUUAUUGAAGUCAACAUGCCUGAUAUCACCUCUUGGGUGAUGGAUACCGGAUGUGGUUCUCACAUCUGUACUUCUAUGCAGAAUUUGCAUGAAGUUAGACAUUUGACUGAGGGAGAAGUCCAGCUUAAGGUCUAUGCACACUGGACAGCAGUCAAGAACAUCCUAAAGUAUCUUCGGAAUACUAACGAUGCAUUCCUGGUAUAUGGAGGUGAGGAAGAGCUGAAAGUGGUCGGUUACACUGAUGCAAGCUUCCAAACCGAUCGAGACGAUUACAAGUCACAAGCAGGGUAUGUGUUUUGCCUGAAUGGCGGAGCUUUUAGUUGGAAGAGUUCUAAACAGGACACAACCGCCGAUUCAAUUAAAGAGGCUGAGUACAUGGCUGCCGCUGAAGCAGCAAAGGAAGAUGCAUUAAUUUUACAAACAUCUCAUGCUAAUAUGGGGCCCAAGUUUAUGAAUGAAAAAGGACUAAAUCAUGUUACCUUUUCAACUCCAGAUGGAGCACUGAAGGCUACUCCAGCGAUGGGGAUAGUCGAUGCAAUUGUAGACCUUGUGAGCAGUGGAACAACUUUGGGAGAGAACAAUCUGAAAGAGAUUGCAGGUGGAGUCAUCUUGCAAAUUCAGGAAAUUACUAUCAAAGACGCAGUUUGAAGAACUCUGGUAGGAAGUUUUGAGAACAGAAUAAGGUGAUUCUGCAAAAUUUGCGCUAGCUCCCCCAAAUAUGCGAAGUCAUAAAUUUUUCUCCCGUUCAGUAUUGUUGCGAGCUGCAAUGGAUGUG